AUGGCCUCGCCGUCGUCUUCUCCGCCGCCGGGGGAGUCCUCCAUGCGGCCGCCGCCGCCGCCAAAGCUCCUGUCCGACGGGGGCGCGCCGAGCGAGACAGAGGAGGGGACGGCAAAGCGGAAGCGGGGCAAGGACACGUACUACGACAAGAGCGAGGACUUCGAGAAGCUGGCCGCCAAGGACGAGCUCACGCUCAUGCUGCGCCAGCUCCACCCCAAGACGGGCGAGUUUGACGUCUUCAAGCUCUUUUCGAAAGCGGGCAAGGUGACGGACGUGCGGCUGAUCACCGACGAGCGGACGGGGAAGUGUCUCGGCGCGGGGUACAUCGAGAUGGCCGACGGCGGCUCCUUCUCGCGCGCGCUCCAGCUCGACGGCUCUCUCAUCCGCGAGAUGCCAAUCAUCGUGCAGCCGAGCUACGCAGAGAAGAACCGGCUGGCGGCCAAGGGCGCGACGCCGGCGGCGAUCAAGGCGGCGGGGAUGAUGGCGGGCGCGACGCUGGGCAUGGGCUCGGGCGUGGAGAGCGGGAUGAAGCUCUACGUCGGCAACCUCCACUCGGAGAUCACCGAGGAGCAGCUGCGCGGCGUGUUCUCCCCCUUCGGCUCGCCUAAAAGAAAGAAAGCAGCCCGCCGCAAGCCGCGGGAUGGGAGGAGGAGGCGGUGCCCCCACCUGCACGUAGGCUUCCUGGAGCGGAUCGACAUCCACCGCGAGCAAGCGACGGGCGAGGCGCGGUACGGCUUCCUCCACUUCGCCCUCGCUGCGGACGGGAAGCGGUGCAUGGACCAGAUGGACCAGAUGGACUAG
Molecule: messenger RNA, 801 nt
Organism: Emiliania huxleyi CCMP1516
Lineage: Eukaryota; Haptophyta; Isochrysidales; Noelaerhabdaceae
Exons: 1
Coding region: 1-801 (266 amino acids)
Biological process (GO): mRNA processing
Cellular component (GO): nucleus
Molecular function (GO): RNA binding
Source: RefSeq, a predicted model, not a curated record